AUGACCAAUAUAAUAUCCACGGCUGCUGUUGGGAAUGAACGAACGCACUCAGGGCGUCCCCCCCGUAGCCCAAAAAGCGUAAGGGGGAGGGACGCCCAAUGCGGGAGUGAGUGA
Messenger RNA from Prunus armeniaca (apricot), 114 nucleotides. The record is from the annotation of a GenBank genome assembly. Lineage: Eukaryota; Viridiplantae; Streptophyta; Magnoliopsida; Rosales; Rosaceae.